AUGGCAGGAGAGACACCCACUUCAGACUGUUCCAAUCUUAUUGACCACAGCCACGUCUCAAGGUUCGAGGUGGCUCUGGGGGUCAAGAUCACCUUGGCCUUAAUCUAUGUCUGCAUCUUUGUGGCGGGCCUCUUGGGCAACAGCAUCACCAUCAAAGUCACCAGGAUCCUGCAGAGGAAAGGCUACCUGCAGAAGGAGGUCACCGACCACAUGGUGAGCCUGGCCUGCUCCGACCUGCUGGUCAUCCUGCUGGGCAUGCCCGUGGAGUUCUUCAGUGCCAUCUGGAGGCCCUUUUCCACCCCCAAUGGCAACAUUGCCUGCAAGCUCUACUGCUUCCUCUUCGAAGCCUGCAGCUACGCCACGGUGCUGCACGUGGCCACGCUCAGCUUCGAGAGGUACGUGGCCAUCUGCCACCCCUUCAGGUUCAAGGCCGUGUCCGGGCCGCGCACGGUGAAGCUGCUCAUCGCCUUCGUCUGGGGCACCUCUGUCCUGGUGGCUCUGCCCCUGCUCUUUGCCAUGGGCACAGAAUAUCCCCUGGAGGUCGUCGAGGGCUACCAAAGAACAAUUUCCUGUGUCAGGCCUACUCCCAGGCACUUCAUCCCUGAGCUGAAGCGCAACAUGACCAUCUGCACCAACCUCUCCUCCAGGUGGGCUCUGUUCCAGGCCAGCGUCUUCAGCGCCUUCGCUGUGUACAUCGUGGUGCUGGGCUCUGUCACCUUCAUGUGCCACAGCAUGAUGAAAGCCCUGAUGAUGCACAAGGAAGGCACUGUGGCAGUGAAGGGUGCACAGCACCAGGAGCGGUACCUGAGGAAAAGUGAAAGUUCGGAGGGCAAGAGCUCCAGGAGACAGAUCAUUUUAUUCCUGGGACUGAUCGUUGCCACUCUGGCGCUUUGCUGGAUGCCGAGCCAGGUCAAAAAGAUCAUGGCUGCUGCUAAACCAAAGCAGGACUGGACCACCUCCUACUUCGAAGCCUACAUCACCCUCCACCCCAUCUCCAGCAUCUUCUUCUACCUCAGCUCGGUGGUGAACCCGCUGCUGUACAACAUCUCGUCGCAGCAGUUCCGCAGCGUGUUCCUGCAGGUGCUGUGCUGCCGGCUCAGCCUCCAGCACGCCAACAAGGAGAGGUUCCUCAGGGCCAACCAGAGCUCUGCCGCGCGGAGCAGCCGCUCCCUGCGCCCGCUGCUCUUCACCUCCUCCCGGCGUGGCUCUUCCACCAAGGGCAACGCCAAAGUUUUCCUGAGCACCUUCCAGAAGGAGCCCACGCCCGGCUGCAGCCCGGGGGAGCCGGGUCCUGCCCCAGCAGAUUCCAGCCUGGAAGAGGUGUCCCUGGAGACUGGCUCAGAGCCCGGGCCGGGCGCACAGAACGGCCUUUGUGAACAUCGAGUAUGACUUCAUAAGGCAAAGCUAAUGCUUAGCAAUGAGCUUAAAAACAUGGAAAUUGAAAUGACCGAGGAAAGUGACAACAUCGCCAAAGGAAUAACACAGAUGGAUUUGUUUCCAGUUAUGCAAAAGGAACAGGAGUUCUGUAUCCUGCUGGGAUUUUUAAGUGCACACUGGAAAUUCAAUCUGCUAACUGAACUCAUUAGCUGACAAAAAUAUCAGCCCCUCUUCUCCAUGCAACCACUGAACUUCCCUUGCUGUUGACAGGGAUUUGGAAACAAACAGAAAAUAAUUGCAGCGUCCUUGAAGAAAGAAGGAUGCAGGACAAAUCGUGUCAGGGCAAAAUAAAACCAAA
Messenger RNA from Catharus ustulatus (Swainson's thrush), 1735 nucleotides. RefSeq names its product G protein-coupled receptor 39 (gene GPR39). Gene Ontology annotation, biological process: G protein-coupled receptor signaling pathway. Gene Ontology annotation, molecular function: G protein-coupled receptor activity. Lineage: Eukaryota; Metazoa; Chordata; Aves; Passeriformes; Turdidae. Gene Ontology annotation, cellular component: membrane. The transcript has 2 exons. Bases 1 to 1389 code for a protein of 462 amino acids. The record is from RefSeq and is a predicted model, not a curated record.